CCUCCUCUUACCACCAUGUCGAUGUCCUCACUGGAAACGUCAACAGAUGCCAGCGAUCGACUGAAGGUCGACCAACCCCACGGUAAACCUGUCUGUUGUCCAUCAGGUAAAGAUUGUACAAUCCCGAUCGAUAUAACUCUCCGAUCAAGCGAUGGUAUCCGCUUCGGCGCACAUAAAAAGAACCUCGAAUCUUUCAGUGAAGGAUUUCCACCGGUGGAAUGGACGGCCGAAAAGAAGGGCGAAAUCGUUGAACUUCCGGAGAAAGGCAUUACUCUCCGACUUCUACUCCGAUUCAUGCACAAUACAGCACUUGCCAAACUGUGGAAAGAGUGUAGCGACAUGGAUAUCGACGACCUCCUCGCCUUUAUGGAUGCUGCGGACAAGUACGGGGUUUUUAUCGCGUUGCAGGCGGGUGAGGAAGCACUUGUGUCUCGAGCAGAUAAAAUGAGUCACGAAGACCUUCUCAGGGUACUUCUGCGCGAAGCUUCCCGGUCCAGCUCCAAUAUUAUCGACGAAUUUGCUCGGCGUACCUUGUGUAUACCUACGAAGGUUGGGCUUCUGUUCCUCAAGAAUCAUCUGCAGAUAUAUAUGACUUGGUCACUAUACCGCACAGAAUGGGAAGCGUGGAAGAAAGAAUAUGAAAAAGAGAUGACAAGAAAUCACGCGUCCGAGUCGGGCCAGCACUGGCGCGGCAAUCAAAGCUGCACAGAAUGCGAAAAGUAUCGGCAACAACUUCACGCCUGUUUGCGAGAAUUAGAAGAAUUCCCAACCUUUGAUCACUUCACCCGAGUGGAAGUUGUCUUGCUCAAGUUCCAGUUGGUAAUUGACACCGUCUCCUGGCCGGCAGUAAAAAGAUGUUCUAUCUGUAAUAAUAGGUUGGAAAAUUGGAAGGGUGGUUUGCCGAAGUUGUUCGGAAGUCAGAAACGCUGGGUUGAUUGUAUCUUGAAAUAA
This is a messenger RNA of Marasmius oreades (fairy-ring Marasmius), 951 nucleotides long. RefSeq lists its product as uncharacterized. Lineage: Eukaryota; Fungi; Basidiomycota; Agaricomycetes; Agaricales; Marasmiaceae. Bases 16 to 951 code for a protein of 311 amino acids. The record is from RefSeq and is a predicted model, not a curated record. The transcript has 4 exons.